Messenger RNA from Menidia menidia (Atlantic silverside), 5026 nucleotides. Lineage: Eukaryota; Metazoa; Chordata; Actinopteri; Atheriniformes; Atherinopsidae. The record is from the annotation of a GenBank genome assembly.
AAAACAUUGGGUGUUCAGUUGGAGUGAGAAAUACGUAGAGGGGAAACGAUAGGCAGCAGACAUCGCGGAUGGAAGAUUUUUUUUUCGUGAGCAUUUUGGUAAACGCAUGGUGAAUGUGACCUGCACACUUCCUUGACAUGAAACGGGGAACCUUCGUGCUCAUUGGCCAAUGACAGCAUCGGUUAUCGGUCUGCUACUGUCUCCGCUAGCUAGCAGACAGACGGUGCUCGCACCACAGCUGGAGAGGCACCCCUCAUAAUUCUGACUUUCUGGCAUAAAUAACGCAUAAAGGCAUAAUUCCUGCUGAACUUCCCAUCUGAUGGAGCAGUGGUUGGCAUUCCUUGUGAGGAGACAUCAUGUUCCCAUGUCAUGUUUCCCCUUGGCCUUCUGCUGAGCCCCCGGCGUCCUGCGGCAGUCAUGCACCCCCAGUGCAUCCCUCACAGCCUCUGCCCGAUCUGCUGUGCAGCUGUCCCGCUGCACCUUUAAACGCCCACUCUGAGACACCCUCCCCUGACCCCAUGGAGUCCCUCAUUGUGGUCACGGAGUAUGAACCCAGCAGACCACCAGGGGAGGGGAAGGCCGGGGAGGAGGAGGUAGAAGAAAUGGACAGUUCUGAGACGCCUGAGCCAACUUCCUCCACGGCAGCAGCCCCCCUCCGGACCCCCUCCUGUGACCUGCUGUCCCACACGGUCGGCCGGCCGGAGGCUCUGCUGCCGGAGAGCCAAGAGCAAAGGGGCAGAUUGAGCCUCUCUGACCGGAAGCUCUCGCUGCAGGAGCGGUCGCACACCGCCACAUCCCCCUGCAGCUCACCGGGACUCAACGGUCGCUAUAUCUACCCGUCACUGCCUUACUCCCCAAUCACAUCACCCCACUCCUCCCCACGCCUGCCCCGCCGCCCCACCGUGGAGUCCCACAGUGUGUCCAUCACAGAUCUCCAGGACUGUGUUCAGCUCAACCAGUACAAACUGAAAGAUGAGAUUGGAAAGGGCUCCUACGGUGUUGUCAAGCUGGCUUACAAUGAGGAUGACAACACGUACUAUGCGAUGAAAGUGCUGUCCAAGAAGAGGCUGAUGAGGCAAGCAGGAUUCCCACGAAGGCCGCCUCCUCGUGGUGCCAGAGUGGUCCCCGAAGGCCCUGCUCAGCUAAAGGGGCCACUGGAGCGCGUUUAUCAAGAGAUUGCCAUCCUUAAAAAGCUAGACCAUCCUAAUGUUGUCAAACUAGUAGAGGUUUUGGACGACCCCAGUGAGGACCAUCUGUACAUGGUGUUUGAGCUGGUGAAGCAAGGGGCUGUGAUGGAAGUCCCAACAGAUAAACCAUUCAGUGAGGACCAGGCCCGGUUUUACUUUCAGGAUCUGCUCAGGGGAAUUGAGUACUUACAUUACCAGAGGAUCAUCCACAGGGACAUUAAACCUUCCAACCUGUUGGUGGGAGAGGAUGGACACAUCAAGAUCGCUGACUUUGGAGUUAGUAACCAGUUCGAGGGAGCUGAUGCCCUCCUGACCAGCACAGUGGGAACCCCAGCUUUCCUUGCUCCUGAAACGCUCUCUGAAACCAGAAAGAAUUUCUCUGGGAAGGCUUUGGAUGUUUGGGCCAUGGGGGUAACACUUUACUGCUUCGUCUUUGGAGUGUGUCCAUUCAUGGAUGAGCGUAUUCUAAGUCUCCAUCAAAAAAUCAAGACACAACCUGUUGUGAUACCAGACCGUGCCGACAUAUCAGAUGAUCUCAAAGAUUUGUUUUUAAAAAUGCUGGACAAGGAUCCAGAGACCAGGAUUUCAGUGCCACAGAUAAAGGUGCACCCGUGGGUCACACGGCAUGGCGCUGAGCCUCUCCCCCUUGAGGAUGACAAUUGCAGCAUGCUGAUUGAGGUCACCGAGGAGGAAGUGGAGAACUCUGUUAAACACAUUCCCAGCCUGGCAACAGUGAUCCUGGUGCGUACUAUGUUGAGGAAGCGCUCUUUUGGUAACCCCUUUGACUGGGGCCGGAAAGAGGAGCGCAGCAGUUUGUGCGCCCGAGGACAGAUGCUCACGAAAGGCAGAGCAGGCAAUGUGAGAUACUGCUACAUUCAUUGUAACCAAAAAAGGAAGCAGGAGAGCGGGGACGGUCAGAAAAGUAUGGAACUGCCCUACGUGGGAGAGGAUGAGGCUCUCUCCUGACACAGAUGCUUUAAUAUGCACGCUGGUGGUAUCUUCCUGCCUGCAACCACACAGCACGACAGCCCUUUACUCAGUUUUUAAACUGGCAGCCUACACCCACAAAUGUUAUUUUGGGAGGUGGACAAGUGUGGAAGAUGCUAAAAAGAAGUGAGAAUAUUAACAAUCUAAGGCACUUUGACUACCAUUUCUUAACUUACCUUCUAUUGUCUGAUCUUGUACAGCUUACUUUGGAUUUGUGGGAUUGUGACGGUCAUGUGAACCUUCCAGGGGUUGAUCCCCAUGAACCUUGAAAUGUCACCCUUUUUCCCCUAAACCCCUUUCCACUCGCCCACCCUGCAUGCAUUUAUAUUCCCGGCAUGCUUCGUCUCAGGCUGCAACUGUACAGAUUUUGGUUUUAACGUAGUUUAGCCUCUUGUAUUGGUUCUUAUUGUUACUUGACAAUACUUUCAGGUACACAGGGCGCGGGUGGAGGAGGUGGUGGUGGCUGAGGUGGAAGCCAGGUUGUCCUCACCGCCACCAUCGACAUUCUCUUUAGGGGAGAAUGUCUGGGAUGUAAAGAUUGUCUGGUUGACUCUGCCUCAGAGUAGCGAUGCCCAAUUUUGUAACAUAAUUCAGUGACGUCUAUGUACAGUUUUACCCCAAAUGAAAAAAGGGAAGUGAAAUGUGUUUACUUAAUUGAAUGCACGCAUUUAUUUUCUCAGUGCAAAAACUGUAUAAGCUAUUUACAAAGAUCCACAUCUUUGUCGACACCCUAGUUGGACAUUUCCCUCCAGGUUUCUUAUUUAUCACAAUAAAUUAAAGCUUUAAAUGAUCUGCAUAGUGCUUUGUGAACAACCACAUUUGUCAUCACUGCAUUUAGAUGGCCAUUGUUUUUAUUUUUUUCUAGUAAAACUAGUGCUUCUGCUGAGUCUUUUAUAGGUGUUUGAUAAGGAUUUUUUUAUUUGUGCUUUAUUAAUACUUUGAAACUAAUCUAGCUGCGGACAGUUUGGUUCUGGACCGUGACUUACCGAAUGCAGAGGAGCUGUGAAUCUGUCGGUUUUUGGUCAAAGCUGUAAAUGAGUCAUUGUGAUCACAUGCACAGUUAGGCUGCGAUACGGUUGACUGCUGGACCACCAACCUGAUGCAGGUCCAGUGCCACAACAGUUUGGACUGUACCUACAUAUGUUUAAGACAUCCUGCCACGUCUAACUCUAGAAUCAGACUUUUAAUUAAAGCCGAGUUGAAGAAGAGACUUCGUCAGAUGGCGGCGUGGUCGUUCAAUCAGGAUGUUGAAAGAGUGGGUUGACAGUCCGGAAAUGCUGGGAGCAAACAGGACUUGUUGUGUAGUCUUUUUGGACCAAAGAAUCAGAAUAAAAUGAGGAUUAAAGCUAAGGAGGCAAAAUGUUGAAACCUUUAUACAAAGCCUGUUAGGAAUGAACACGUCCCCAACUGCAUUAUGUCGUUCUGAGAGUCAAGUUUAAUCUAAAUUUGGUAGGAGAUGUUUCCAGGUUUGGUAGGAUUAACACAAUAGUGAGUUUUGUUUUCUGGUGUCAGGGCUAUGACAGAGCUUCGUUACAUGUUUGUUUCAUCCAGUAUGGAACCGGACAGGAAUUGAAAGUGAUGAAGAUGGAACAUCUUGUUUUGUUUGUUUUUUCGUCUUUUCAGAGUUUCUUACGUUAUUUUCCAAACUGCACAUUUCAGCACACCAAAAAAAUGUAACGUUCCAUCUAAAAGUCUACAGUUAUCGCUGAACCAUUAGAGCUGGCUGCUGCUGAGGUUAGGGGGAGACAGAAGCGUAGUGCUGUUGCAGACUUUUCUACAAAUCUAUGCAUAUCUGUUGGGGUGUUAAAUAGUAUUUGGACAGUUUCUAGCCACGCGACUAAUAUCCAGCUCACACCUUUUUUGUUUUUGCUUUUUGAUGUUUUAUUUCAGGUCUUACGACACCAAAUUAAACAACUUUCUCCCUUUUUUUUGGCUUACAUUUCAAUGUGCUUAUUCUAAAGAUGUUUAGCGUCUCUGGGAUAUGUUUAGUGACUGAAUGUGUCUCUAAUCAAUGUAGAUCACUGACAAUGCGUUGAUUAAAACAUUUGAUGCUUCCACUCACAUAUUUGUUCAGCACUAAUUUGCUGAAUGUAUGAAAAAUGGACUGGACUUUUUUAUGUACUCAUUACUGUAUUUGCAUGUCACUGCACUGCACCUGCUGUAAACCUGUUUUUCAGACUUGUACUAUGCACAUGGUGUGUCUUUUCGGUACAGCGAGCACACUCAGUGGUGAGGGUCAUGAGUCAGGUGAGUGUUUGUCUGCAAUUUUGUUAAAUGUUUUUAGCCACUUUUUUUUUUCUAGUAGUAUUUGAUGAGGUACAUAGGUUUUAGAUUGCCACGAAUCCAAAAUCCCGUUUUAGCGUCAGUUCAGUGUUUAGUGGGUGUUAAUUGAAAACGUGACAGUCUGUUUGAUACCGUGAGAUGUUGCCACACAUUUACUGAAUGAUGGAUUCUAAGAGAAGCAAAAAUAAGACACAUGCAUCCCCUGUGGUGUGAAUAUUCCUCCCUGGUGAACAGAAAACUAACCGAUUGUGACUGGCAAGCUACAAAAGAGUCAAAAGAAGUGCAUGACGAACCUUUGGAACUCACAAUAUUUAACCGUGUCAUUUGUUAUAAUUCACCUGCCCAGUGACACCAGAAGGACCAGGCUGCGUAAUCAACAGCUAUUGUUUACAAGUUUUUAUUCUGCCGCGUGAAUCAUUUCAUUAAGAGCUCCUUGAGUUCUGUUCCACUAAAUGCAUGCAGAGUGUCGUCAUCGCAUGUCAGGUCCCUCAGAGACGGGACAUUAGUUCUACUACAACUGCUGUACUUUGUUCAUCACUAAAAUAAAAGUAAUCAUUGCCUUUCUGUAA